Messenger RNA from Guyanagaster necrorhizus, 642 nucleotides. RefSeq lists its product as uncharacterized. The transcript has 2 exons. Lineage: Eukaryota; Fungi; Basidiomycota; Agaricomycetes; Agaricales; Physalacriaceae. The record is from RefSeq and is a predicted model, not a curated record. Bases 1 to 642 code for a protein of 213 amino acids.
AUGGAAAAUAUCUUGACCCAAUACCUGGCAGCCUCCUGCAGAUACAUCCUGCUGGCCCAGUUCAUAGAGUUGACACGCAGGUUUUAUUUGGGUAUUGGAACGCUUAACGCUGCAGUCCAGAACACUGUCAGCACACGGCCACCAACACCCAUCGAAGUGUUCUUCGCACGGUUCCCGGAGUAUCCAUAUGACCAGAGAAGAGAGACAAUACUUCAGUUUCGGGAAAUGUCCAAACAAUUUGGCUGGGGUAAAUCCGAGAGGCGCAGGGCAAUUGAUGACCUCCAUGAUGCUAUCGCCCAGCAAUUCAACGAUAUAUAUGGUGCUGACGUCAAGGACCUUCAUGCGUGGCAGAGACUCUGUGGGUUGGUGGGUGGUGGGAACAUACCGAACAAUAUUGAAGCAUGCAGAGCGGUGAUAAGAAGAGUUCAUGUGAACAUAUGCGACUUGGUCGAUUACCCGGCAACUACCAUACCGCCUCCUGUCUUCUUCACAGAGAGUGCGUUGGCCAGGUAUAGUCAUGCCUUUGACAAGAUCUUUCCAAAGGAGAAUGCCUAUGCGGGCGGCCUUUUGAAGUUCCUCUUGAGGCACAUCUAUCCGCCGCAUGACCGAAGAAUCAGUGGUCGAGGAAGAGAGAGCGGGUAA